AUGACGACGACCUCGUAUCCGGGAUGCCACUGCGAAGGCUUCCAACACUUCCUCGACUUACCCCGUGAACUCCGCGACAAAGUCUAUUUCUUCGCAAUGGCAGAUAUGCCAACGCGACUCGCCAUAAACAAGCGGUCCACUAUUUCAAAAGUAGUCCUGUUACCACACGCCCUGCCCAAUCUAUGCUUCGCCAACAAACAACUCCACUGCGAGUCCGUGCCAGUCUUCCUCCAGCGCACUCGCUUCAUCUUCGAGCAGCCCCACGUCCACGAAAUGUACGCGUUCCAGCUCUUCGCGUCUCAGUUCCCGCGGGGCUUGCAGUCCGUGCGCAUGCUCUCCAUCUACGACAUCAUAUGGUACGGCGAGUCCUAUCUUCCCGGCGAAUUCUACCCGGAAGCGCUCGUGUCGCAGUGCACUGGGAUACGCAGCUUAAUACUUGAAGCUCGCGUACGGUCCCUGUCUCGUCUAACAGGGCGAUCUUCAGGCCAGCAACGCCAUACUGCGCGGUUGUAUUCGAAAGAUGAGUUAAAGACCGCGUGGGAAUUCGGCAAUCUGUUCGAGAUGAAGAAACUUACGUACCUGAAGUUUCGUUGCGAGAUCAGAGAGUAUGACUUGCGGUUUCUUGGCUUGAAGCGUGCGGAAGAUGUACUAGUGAACAUGGAAGCGGUUUUGAAAGAGGGGUUUGAGGAGAAGGGGAGGAGUGUGGAGGUUGUCGUGGAAGUGGAAGUGGAUGGAGACAAUAGAGUUUGA
Cucurbitaria berberidis CBS 394.84 is the source of this 750-nucleotide messenger RNA. RefSeq lists its product as uncharacterized. Lineage: Eukaryota; Fungi; Ascomycota; Dothideomycetes; Pleosporales; Cucurbitariaceae. The record is from RefSeq and is a predicted model, not a curated record. Bases 1 to 750 code for a protein of 249 amino acids. The transcript has a single exon.